Messenger RNA from Arachis duranensis, 594 nucleotides. RefSeq lists its product as uncharacterized. NCBI's taxonomy places the organism in Eukaryota, Viridiplantae, Streptophyta, Magnoliopsida, Fabales, Fabaceae. The record is from RefSeq and is a predicted model, not a curated record. Bases 1 to 507 code for a protein of 168 amino acids. The transcript has 5 exons.
AUGGAGACUCUUGGGUACAUCAUCCACAUAAGGGUGAUAGACCACACCGAUGCUGCCUCUUUUGUUUUGUUUGAUGGAGAAGUUGCAAAGUUUCUUGGAGUUUCUGCUAAUGACCUUAGGCAGUCUUGUGUGACUAAGGGUGUUGAGAAAAAUUCCUGUCCCAAAGAAAUUAAUAAACUUAGGGAUAUUAAGUUCAUCUUCAAAGUGCAACUCAAGAUGAGGAAUCUGAACUCUUAUGAACCAUAUGUGAUUCAUGUGCUGAGAAUGACUAAUGAGAAUUCUCUGAUCUCUGCCUUCCUGGAUAAAUACAAUCCUGACACUGGCCUUUUGUCCCAUGAAAAUUCUGAACUAUUGAGUUUGUCUACUGGUCCACACGACACUUCUAAGGCUUGUGAGAGUGAGCCAACUCCAUCACCUGCAGUUGAUGAGAAACAUAAUUCUAAGAUUCUCGGAGCUAAGAAACAUAUUGAAGAGAUUGGAGAGGAGUGGGUUGUGGUGGAGGACUAAAUCAACACGCCUCUACACAGUUCGAUUUAAAAUAUAGGAGAUUAAUUUAUUUAAACUAUUAUUUGAAUGAACUAUGGUUGUUUAGAG